AUGGCCAUUGAAAGCUCUGCUGACUACAGCGACUUUUCCCGACUGCAUCCAUCACCAAUCCUCGUUUCUCCCUACACUACACCCACCUCCCCCCCCCCCACGCAAUUGCUCGUUGCCUCUGGUCAAUUGCCUCUCCCACCUCCCGCCAUGUCGCUCUCCGCUACCUCCACCACUCUGCUGCGCACCUGCGCCCGCCAGCAGCUGCCCACCGCCCGGGCCGCGGUCGCCUCCUGCCAGCGGAGGGCCGUCUCGGACAAGUCGUCCUUUGACAGCCCCUUCGGCAGCUCCCAGGAGUACUCCUCGACCCUGAAGAUCCCCAAUUUCAGCAAAUACUCCUCCAACAAGUCGCCACGCUCCAACCAGGUCUUCUCCUACUUCAUGGCCGGGUCCCUCGGUCUGGCCUCUGCCGUCGGUGCCAAGGCUACCGUGCAGGACUUCUUGGUCAACAUGUCCGCCUCCGCCGACGUCCUGGCUCAGGCCAAGGUUGAGGUCGCUCUCGGCGCCAUCCCGGAGGGCAAGAAUGUCAUCAUCAAGUGGCGCGGCAAGCCCGUCUUCAUCCGCCACCGCACCCAGGAUGAGAUCACUGAAGCCCGUGAGGAGAAAUGGGAGGAUCUGCGCGACCCCCAGUCCGACGAGGACCGCGUACAGCGGCCCGAGUGGCUGGUCAUGCUUGGUGUCUGCACCCACCUGGGAUGUGUCCCCAUCGGCGAGGCCGGCGACUACGGCGGCUGGUUCUGCCCCUGCCAUGGCUCCCACUACGAUAUUUCCGGCCGUAUCCGGAGGGGCCCUGCACCUCUGAACCUUGAGGUUCCUCAGUACAGCUUCCCCGAGGACGAGACCCUCGUUAUCGGUUAA
This is a messenger RNA of Penicillium lagena, 855 nucleotides long. It is a transcript of the gene rip1, whose product is annotated as ubiquinol--cytochrome-c reductase catalytic subunit RIP1. The transcript is spliced from 4 exons. The record is from RefSeq and is a predicted model, not a curated record. Gene Ontology annotation, cellular component: membrane. NCBI's taxonomy places the organism in Eukaryota, Fungi, Ascomycota, Eurotiomycetes, Eurotiales, Aspergillaceae. Gene Ontology annotation, molecular function: quinol-cytochrome-c reductase activity; 2 iron, 2 sulfur cluster binding. Gene Ontology annotation, biological process: mitochondrial electron transport, ubiquinol to cytochrome c. The coding region runs from base 1 to 855 and encodes 284 amino acids.